AUGUCUCUUUCAAAUACUGCUUGUUGCUCUCUUCUUCCUGUAGUUUCAGAUUAUACCCCAAAGGGUUAUAUGACAAAAAUAUCAAACAUUGAUGCAUAUGUAAUAGGCGAUAAUAAAGAACGUACAUUAAUUUGUAUAUAUGAUAUUUUUGGAUAUUGGCCACAAACAAAACAAUGUGCUGAUUUACUUAGUGCAGGACUUGGGGAUGCUAGAAUUGUUAUGCCAGAUUUUUUUUUGGGGAAUCCAUUUCCAUUAGAGUCUUUCCCUCCUAAUACUGAAGAAAAAAGAAGAGCUUUGAAGGGCUUUUUUAAUGGCCCUGCUAAUCUAGAAAAAAAUUUAGAAACUGUAGGCAUUAUUAUUGAAAAUCUCAAAAAAGAUGGCGCAAAAUCUCUUGCAAUAUUUGGCUUUUGCUGGGGAGGAAAACUUUCAGUUCUUAGUGGAGGAUGUUAUAGCGAUAAAAUCAAUAGCGUUGCUAUGAUUCAUCCUGCUAUGGUUGAUUCUAAUGAUGCAGAUAACUUAAAAGUCCCAAUAUGUAAUAUUAUAAGCAAAGAUGAGCCUCUCGACGAUUGCAAUACAUUUGAAGAAAUAAUUAGAACAAAGCCAUUCUCAAAAGAUUGUAUUUUUAAAACUUUUUCGACAAUGCACCAUGGAUUUAUGGCUGCACGUUCAGAUCUGACUAAUAGUGAAAAUGUUGAAAAGUUUCGUGAGGGUAUUAAAAUCCUUAUCAGUUUUUUCUCUAACACAUUAUAA
Messenger RNA from Pneumocystis jirovecii RU7, 750 nucleotides. RefSeq lists its product as uncharacterized. Bases 1 to 750 code for a protein of 249 amino acids. Gene Ontology annotation, molecular function: hydrolase activity. The transcript is spliced from 3 exons. The record is from RefSeq and is a predicted model, not a curated record. NCBI's taxonomy places the organism in Eukaryota, Fungi, Ascomycota, Pneumocystomycetes, Pneumocystales, Pneumocystaceae.